This is a messenger RNA of Corvus hawaiiensis (hawaiian crow), 624 nucleotides long. It is a transcript of the gene FIGLA, whose product is annotated as folliculogenesis specific bHLH transcription factor. Gene Ontology annotation, molecular function: protein dimerization activity; DNA-binding transcription factor activity, RNA polymerase II-specific; RNA polymerase II transcription regulatory region sequence-specific DNA binding. The record is from RefSeq and is a predicted model, not a curated record. Lineage: Eukaryota; Metazoa; Chordata; Aves; Passeriformes; Corvidae. Gene Ontology annotation, biological process: regulation of transcription by RNA polymerase II; developmental process.
AUGAACUUCCAGGAUCCCGGAGAAGCGGGGGAUGGUCUCCAGCCCUUGAAGGUGAUUCCAGGGGUCUCAGAGCCCCCGGGAGCCCUGGAGCCCUCAGGGGUCUCAGAGCCCCCAGGAGCCCUGGAGCUCUCAGAGGUCUCGGAGCCCCGGGAGCCCUGGAGCUCUCAGGAGGUCUCGGAGCCCCCGGGGAUCCCACAGCCCUCAGAGGUCCCGGGGGUCCUGCAGCCCACGCCGCCCCCCGAGGUGCUGGAGGGCCUCCUGAGGCAGCGCUUCGGGCCCCUGCCCUGCCCGGCCACCAUCGCCCGCCUGCGGCGCGGCCCCGACGGGGCCUACGAGCCCACCGGGGCCCCGGCGGAGGUGCUGGAGCGGCGGCAGGCGGCCAACGCCAAGGAGAGGGAGAGGAUCCGGAAUCUCAACACGGGGUUCUCCCGGCUCCGGGCGCUGGUGCCGCUGGUGCCGCGGGACCGCCGGCCCAGCAAGGCCGACACGCUGCGGGCGGCCGCCCAGUACAUCCGCCUGCUGCGGGCGGGUGCUGCGGGGACGCGGGGGGCUGCCAGGCCGACGGUCCCAUCGGUGCGCUGCGCUGUGCCCGUUCUCAGCUGUGGCGUCCUCACAGGGGUGUAA